AAUUGCAGUCCCCACAUUUUCCAGGAGUAAGCUACCAUGGAACCCAACUUUAACGACCAAACACAACAGCAACAACACCACCACCUGGUCGCGUGGGCCCCUACAGCGUGGGCCCAGCUCUCCGCAGUCCGCCACCAAUCGCCUCUCAUCCAGUGUAUCACUAACUACGUCUCCAUGGAUUUAGUGGCCAAUACUCUUCUCUCCGCCGGUGCCUCACCCGCCAUGCUUCACUCCGCCGAAGAAAUCCCGGACUUCACUCCUCACGUCCACGCGCUCUACAUCAACGUCGGCACACUCUCCCCCGACUGGCUACCCGCCAUGAAGAUUGCUGCGGAGUUGGCCUCAAAUUCGGGUAAGCCCUGGGUUCUUGAUCCGGUUGCCGCCGGCGCUUCUGGUUUCCGGUUGAAGGCUUGCUUGGAACUCGUCGGCCUGAAGCCUACCGUCGUUAGAGGGAAUGCCUCCGAGAUCAUCGCCCUCUCUAAUGCCUCUGUCGGCCCCACAAAGGGAGUAGACAGCUCUCAUGAGUCCAUGGAUGCAGUGGAUGCGGCAAAGAGGCUGGCUGAAGCAAGUGGGAGCAUAGUUGCUGUGUCUGGAGCUGUUGACAUCAUAACUGAUGGGAAGAGAGUUGUUGCUGUUCACAAUGGGGUGCCCAUGAUGCAGAAGAUUACUGCAACUGGAUGUGCAGUCACUGCACUCAUUGCUGCUUUUGUAGCUGUUGAUCCUUUGCAUGCUUUUGAAGCCACAGCUUCAGCAUUAUCCGUGUUUGGCAUUGCUGGUGAGAUGGGGAUGGAUGUUGCCAAUGGUCCAGCUUCAUUGCGAAUGCAAAUGAUAGAUUCCCUCUAUGGAAUCGAUCAAGCAGCUGUGCUUUCUCACGUUCACAUCAAGAGUUUGCCAUGAAUUUGAGGAGAAUAUAAAUGGUGGUAUUAGAGGUUGCACCUCAGCAAGCCCACAAGCAUUCUUGAACUUUCCUGUAUCACCAGUUACUGACAAAAUGGACAUGGUACUACCGAUCUUGUAUGCACCAUAGAAGUUGAGACUGUCACCAUACUCCCCUUCAAUCACAGCUGUAAAUGCCAUCAUCUGCGUUGUCUCAUCUGCAGAAGUAGCCACAUAAACUCCUUGGGCUGUCCCUAGAGGUUGUGGCCCUAAGUCAUGACUAGAGGUUAGUAUGUCAUCAAUGACAGUGAUUGUUCUGAAACCUAGUCCCAAGCCAUCUGGUCCUAGUUGGGUCUGAAUGUUGCCAUUUAGGUAUUGUUGAUUCUGUUUUCCAGCAAAAGAUGUCCCAGCCAAGCCAGUUCCUAGUGGAAUGCUGUUGACCCCAUUCAUUGUUGGAAUGGCACCGUUAGCAUUGGGGAUAGCAAUACCACCUUGGGGGGAAGGAAUCCUAUUGGGUUGGCAAAGCACACCUGACAUUGUAGAUAUUUCCUGGCAACCCGGUGAUUGCCUUGCGGUAGGGUUACUGCCUCCAAGUAUGUCAUGCAUAUAAAAUUCAAUGCGUUCUCCACCAGCCAGGGCAGACUCAACUGCAGUCACAAAUAUCAUGAUGUUUGCUAUUGCAAGUAGCAAUGCAAUGAAACUAAAUAGUGAUAAUUGCUUAAAUAUCUUGUAGUGUGCAUAUCUGAGGCUUUAGGAUCUGUAAGAAGGCUGAGGGUUUUUGGAUGAGGUUGUAAUUGACAAAUUUGGUGCUUAAAUUGAGAGCCUAUUAUCAAGACUGAGAUGGGGUUGUUGGGAAUUCUGAACUUAGUAAAGUUGUUGGAACCAUCUGAGUUAAAAGAAGUUGAAUCUUUUUGUUGUUGUUUA
This is a messenger RNA of Mangifera indica (mango), 1800 nucleotides long. RefSeq names its product hydroxyethylthiazole kinase. The transcript has 3 exons. The record is from RefSeq and is a predicted model, not a curated record. Gene Ontology annotation, biological process: thiamine biosynthetic process. Gene Ontology annotation, molecular function: ATP binding; hydroxyethylthiazole kinase activity; magnesium ion binding. NCBI's taxonomy places the organism in Eukaryota, Viridiplantae, Streptophyta, Magnoliopsida, Sapindales, Anacardiaceae. Bases 37 to 897 code for a protein of 286 amino acids.